Messenger RNA from Dermatophagoides pteronyssinus (European house dust mite), 1273 nucleotides. RefSeq lists its product as uncharacterized. The record is from RefSeq and is a predicted model, not a curated record. Lineage: Eukaryota; Metazoa; Arthropoda; Arachnida; Sarcoptiformes; Pyroglyphidae.
AACAACAAAAAUGACAAAUACAACAGAAAAAGACAAAACCACCACCACUAACAAUAACAAUGCCGAUAAUGAAAACCAAUCGGAACGGAUCGAAAUGCAAAUAAUCAAUGAUCCUACCGAUUAUGUAGAAACCACAAGCCAAUUUGAAGAAAGAAUUGGCAAUGCUAGUGACAUAUCACGAGAAUUUCAUUGGCUCGAUUACUAUACCAAUGAAACAUAUCAUAAUGAAGUCGAGUGGAGAUCCAGUCCACGUUUUGUGCCCGGUACUGAAAACCGAUGGCCAAUGGAGGAAAUCGAUUAUGCUAUCGAUUUCCCAAAAUAUCAAGAUUUCCAAGAUACCUUGGAAUCUGUGCCACAUGAAUCACCAGCCAGUUCUGUCAUGGCUAUUGAUGGUGAUUUUGGAUCUGAUGAUGAUGAUCAACUUGGCGAUUUAAACAAUAAUUUUGAUCGCAUACGGAAUUUAAAUCAAGUCAGGGAUGACAAUGAAUUCGAUAAUAAUAAUGACGCCAUAAUCAAUUUUUACAAUUCUGAACAAUCAGAAGAUUAUGAUGGUGAUUAUGAUGAUAAUGAUGAACGACCAUUUCUACGACGUCGUAGACGUCGUCAUCAUCGCAGUCGAGAUAGUCGCUGCACGUAUUACUCAUCGUAUGAUUAUAAUACUAAUCCAAAUCCAUGGUGGCUACGACAUAUCCGAAUUAUAGCACCGAUUUGGUUUUUCAUAUUUAUGUUAGUCCUGUUUGUUUUANGUUUUUUCAAUUCAGAUGACAAUGAAUUCGAUAAUAAUAAUGACGCCAUUAUAAAUUUUUAUAAUUCUGAACAAUCAGAAGAUUAUGAUGGUGAUUAUGAUGAUAAUGAUGAACGUCCGUUUUUACGACGUCGUAGACGUCGUCAUCAUCGCAGUCGAGAUAGUCGCUGCACGUAUUACUCAUCGUAUGAUUAUAAUACUAAUCCAAAUCCAUGGUGGCUACGACAUAUCCGAAUUAUAGCACCGAUUUGGUUUUUCAUAUUUAUGUUAGUCCUAACAGAACAAUCAAAAAAUUAUGAUGCUGAUAUUGAUGAUGAUAUUGAUCAGAAACCAAUCUCAGAACAACGUAUUCGACGUUUAACUCGUCGUUGUCGAAAUAAUUCAAUCAUUGUUCAAGAUAAAAAGAUCAAUGAUGAUAAAAAAGACCCUUGGUGGAUGAUUUAUUUAAAAUAUGAAUUUAUUCGAACUUCAAAAAGAAUAGCAUCAACACAUCAUAUUAAUGGCACUUAUAAUUGUAGUGGUGUUUAA